Molecule: messenger RNA, 1419 nt
Organism: Limulus polyphemus (Atlantic horseshoe crab)
Lineage: Eukaryota; Metazoa; Arthropoda; Merostomata; Xiphosura; Limulidae
Product: guanine nucleotide-binding protein G(I)/G(S)/G(T) subunit beta-1-like
Exons: 8
Coding region: 60-1082 (340 amino acids)
Biological process (GO): G protein-coupled receptor signaling pathway
Cellular component (GO): cytoplasm; heterotrimeric G-protein complex
Molecular function (GO): protein binding; signaling receptor complex adaptor activity
Source: RefSeq, a predicted model, not a curated record
CAUUGAUGGGUUAUUGUUAAUUGCUUUCAGGUUUUUAGUUUCCUAAUUUUUACUGAAGAAUGAAUGAGCUGGAUAGUCUACGUCAAGAGGCAGAAACAUUAAAGAAUGCUAUCAGAGAUGCGAGAAAAGCAGCAUGUGAUACAACCCUGGUUCAGGCCACGGCAAACAUGGAGCCUGUGGGCCGAAUUCAGAUGCGUACUCGACGCACACUCCGUGGGCACUUGGCAAAAAUUUAUGCCAUGCACUGGGGCUCAGAUUCACGUUACCUGGUAUCAGCCUCACAAGAUGGCAAACUAAUCGUGUGGGAUGCGUUUACAACAAACAAGGUUCAUGCCAUUCCAUUGCGUUCUAGCUGGGUCAUGACCUGUGCCUACGCUUCAUCGGGCAGUUACGUUGCCUGUGGUGGGCUUGACAACAUCUGUUCUAUCUACAGCCUUAAGACUAGGGAAGGCAAUGUGCGAGUCAGCAGGGAGCUACCUGGCCACACAGGGUACCUCUCUUGCUGUCGAUUUCUAGAUGACAACCAAAUAGUAACAAGUUCUGGAGACAUGACAUGUGCACUGUGGGAUAUAGAAACAGGUCAGCAGUGCACCUCGUUCACAGGACACACUGGAGAUGUGAUGUCUCUUUCACUGUCACCCGAUAUGAAGACUUUUGUCUCUGGAGCCUGUGAUGCUUCUUCUAAAUUGUGGGACAUCCGUGACGGAAUGUGCAAACAGACUUUUCCUGGACAUGAAUCAGACAUCAACGCUGUCACUUUCUUUCCCAAUGGCUAUGCUUUUGCCACUGGAUCAGAUGAUGCUACUUGCCGUCUAUUUGACAUUCGUGCAGACCAGGAGUUGGCCAUGUACUCUCAUGACAACAUCAUUUGUGGCAUUACCUCCGUGGCCUUUUCGAAAAGUGGCCGACUUCUAAUGGCAGGUUAUGAUGACUUCAACUGUAAUGUGUGGGAUUCGAUGAAGGCAGAGCGAGCAGGUGUUCUAGCUGGACAUGACAACAGGGUCAGCUGUCUUGGUGUAACUGAAGAUGGAAUGGCAAUAGCCACUGGGUCCUGGGACAGCUUCUUGAAGAUUUGGAACUAAAUAUAUCAGCCCACGUUGCUAUCCCACACGCCAAGAGCCUCUACCCCGUUAACAAUACAGUUCUAGACCGCUGACUGGAACAUAAGCUCAUCAUACCAUUGAAUUUACUAAAUUAAAUUUAAAAAAACUGAGAGGAAAAUAUUGUUUACUUUUGAAACUUCUUUUUCUUUGAGUUAUGGUUAAAUGUGCUGAGGGUUUAAAUUGUGUGAUAUGAUUUAUGGGCUGUAGACCCAAAUCAUUUAUAAUCGUUGUUAGACAAAAGUCUCUUUUGUCACAUUAAUUAUUCUUCUUUUUUUCUAUAAACAACAAAUUUAAUACAACCCCCCCCCCCCCAAAA